GUUUGUCUGUCAGAUCUCCGUGCAGUGCGCUGCGAGGCAGACCUCCCUGCUUCACAUUGCGUCAGUGUUUUGGAGAGUAACCUGUCCGUCUGAGAAGCAUGAAAACUGGGAUUCAGCAGCUCACAGGACGAGUGAGCUGAAGGGCCAUCAGCAGGCGACCAUGUGCAGCUCGGUGAGCCCAAAGCAGCUCUGCGGUCCAGGGCUGACAGACAUGCAGCAGUACCACCAGUGGCUCUCCAGUCGACAUGAAGCCAGCCUGCUGCCCAUGAAGGAAGACCUUGCCCUGUGGCUCAGCAACAUUCUUGGUCUGGAAAUCACCGCUGAGAGCUUCAUGGAUCAUUAUCUGCGUGUUGUCUCUUCUUUGUGCUUUCAGAAGAAAAUCCCUAAUCGGAGGAUACCAUGCCGACAGAGCGCUCCCUCCGGUUCUUUCUUUGCUCGGGACAACACAGCCAACUUCCUGGCCUGGUGCCGUGAGGUCGGAGUGGGUGAAACAUGUCUCUUUGAGUCUGAGGACUUAGUUCUGCAUAAGCAGCCGCGAGAGGUGUGCCUCUGUCUACUAGAGUUGGGUCGGAUAGCAUCACGCUACAAUGUGGAGCCUCCAGGCCUUAUAAAACUGGAGAAAGAGAUUGAACAAGAAGAAAGGGCACCUCUACCUCCCCCAUCUCCCAUAUCCCCGGCUCCGCCUGUCCCCUCAUCCCCUUCUUCAUCCCCCUCCCCGUCUUCUUCACCGACACCAACUUCAACUCCAACUACGACCAAAGUCACUUCGUCCAAGAAGAGCGCAGGCAAGCUCCUGGAUGAUGCUGUGAGACAUAUCGCUAACGAGCCACCUUGCAGGUGUGCAAAUAAGUUCUGUGUGGAAAGACAUUCGCAGGGUCGAUACCGUGUUGGAGAGAAGAUGCUCUUUAUACGGAUGCUGCACAACAAGCAUGUGAUGGUGCGGGUCGGCGGAGGCUGGGAGACGUUCGAGAGCUACCUGCUGAAACACGACCCCUGCCGCAUGCUGCAGAUUUCCAGAGUGGAGGGAAAGAUAUCCCCCAUCAGCACCAAGUCCCCCAAUAUCAAAGACCUCGCCCCAGACAGCUACCUGGUGGUGGCGGCCCACUACCGCAGCAAGAAGUGAAGCCCCACAGCAGAGUGGUUCUGGUCACAAAGGGACAUGGUGUAUGUGUGACCUUUUUAUGUCCACGCAAAUAACGGGGCUUUGUUAUGCAAAGACGUGGAGGAAACACAGAGAGAACCGACUUGUAAAAUAAUGAUUUGUUAUUUGGGGGGCAAAAAAAAAAUAGAAAUCAUAGGUCGUAUAGUUUUCAAUUUAAUUUUGUGCUUUAUCUCAUUUUCUUUAGCUUAGGAAAACCUCAUACUUUAUUUUGUUCACAAUUACAGUGUAGUGGCUCAAACAGGAGUUUAGCAGGGAAGUUGUAGAAGUUUGUGACAUUUUGUUGAAAUCGUUAGUUAUACUUGAAGCAAGAGUAGGUUCUUUUCAGUGAGUAUUCAGAGGCAUCCUAUGUAAAUCUGAUAGUCUACAUGCAGAAGUACAUCCUUUUAAUGUAAACUAGAAAUGGAUUCAUCAGCACCUUUGUGAAACUAACAUUUUGUCAUGUAAUGCCGUUUUAACACAGUAGGCAGGAGAUAUUCCACAAGUAUCAAUAUUUUGAUGUUUCAAACUAAUUUUAACAAACAUAUUAGAAUAACAAAACUUUGCACUAUCCAAAGCUUUAGAUUGUGUGUCUUUGCAUAAUAGAAAAGAUUUCUCUAAAAUCCAACUCUUAAAAGAGCAAGUAUUUCUUUUAAUGGAUUUCUGAUUAGGUUAAAUGUAAGCAGUGCUUGCACUACAUGCAACAUUCCCACUUUAAGUUGAUCUAAUGUCUAAAUUGUGCCAUAAUCUUUAUUUCAACAAUAUAUUCUCUCACAGAACAGAACUAGAGGGUUUUUUGACUCUUGAAGCUACUUAUGUUUUUCUUUUUGCGUAGAGUUACUGACCUUUAGAGGUAGAACAGAGAUCAACAUGAAAACAAUCUUUGACUUUGGAGCCUCACAAUAACAGACAUGAUACCUGUAUCAAAGCUGAGCUCAUUGAUAUGUGUGACUUUUUAUGGAAUAUUAUGUUGGUUUUGUACUAAGAAUAUUGAUUAAAAACCACCAAGUUUCUUAGAAGUGAAAAUCCAAUUUUUUAAGUAAACUGUAAAUAAAGUCUCAUUGUUUGUGACAACCUUUUCUUAUUUCCAAAUAUCAAAAUCCUUGAAUGAGCUUUGUAAUUAAAACAUCUGUAAAUGUUCAUCUGAAGCCCUGGAGACACAAAGUCAGAAGUUGUCAUUAUGUGUUGUGAAGUAAAACCAAAAAUCAGCAUCUGGAGUCCAAACAUACGUAA
This is a messenger RNA of Gambusia affinis (western mosquitofish), 2371 nucleotides long. It is a transcript of the gene gas2a, whose product is annotated as growth arrest-specific protein 2. The coding region runs from base 161 to 1123 and encodes 320 amino acids. Gene Ontology annotation, molecular function: actin filament binding; cytoskeletal adaptor activity; microtubule binding. The transcript is spliced from 8 exons. Gene Ontology annotation, cellular component: actin filament. The record is from RefSeq and is a predicted model, not a curated record. NCBI's taxonomy places the organism in Eukaryota, Metazoa, Chordata, Actinopteri, Cyprinodontiformes, Poeciliidae. Gene Ontology annotation, biological process: actin crosslink formation.